AUGGCAAUCUUCAGGCAGCUGUCCCUGGGCGCAAAGGCCGCCCUGGCAGCCGGCACUGUCUUCGUGUCCAUGGUCAUCUCCCGCUCCUACCUGGCGGAGAGCCUCGAGCUCAGGGCCUGGCGGUGGCUGUUCCGCCUGCAGCUCGCCCUGUUUGCCAACUCGCUCAUGCUCCUCGGUUCCCUCUACAUCUGGCGAAGCACCGUCAGCAACCUCAGCCACUCCCCUGCUGCAGAGUCGGCCUGUUUCCAGCUUUGGAAGAUGGCCAUUGUGGCCUUCCUGGCCCUGGCCCAUUCCAGUUUCUUCACCAUGCUCUUUCUAGUGGCCGAGGAGCCCUAUCUCUUUUCCUUGGCGGCCUACUCCUGCCUCGGGGCAUACAUCAUCAUGGUCUGCUUCCUCUGUACCCUCAGUGGCAUGGAGCAGGCCUACCAGCUCCUGGCCUUGCGCGCCGGCAGGGUGGUGGGCAGCCUUGACAAGACAAGGAAGCUGGCACUCAGGCCAGCGCUGGCGGUGCUGGUGACCGCCGUGCUCAGCGUGGUAGGGCUGCUGAACGCUGCCCAGCCCCCGGCUGUGAAAACCGUGGAGGUGCCCAUCCAUUGGCUGCCCGCCUCCAUGGACAACCUCAAGAUCGCGCUGCUCUCGGACAUCCACUUGGGCCCCACGGUGGGCAGGACCAAGAUGGAGAUGUUCGUGAAGAUGGUGAACACGUUGGAACCGGAUGUCACAGUGAUUGUGGGUGACCUGUGCGAUGCCGAAGCCUCUGUCCUCCGGACGGCUGUCGCUCCUCUGGGCCAGCUUCGUUCACGCCUCGGCACCUACUUCGUCACGGGGAAUCACGAGUACUACACAUCAGAUGUCAGCAACUGGUUUGCGCUGCUGGAAUCCCUGAACGUCAAGCCCCUUCACAAUCAGAACGUGAAGAUUUCUGCCACCCAGGCCCAGCCUGGCGGGGGUGAGGAUGAUGACUGGAUCUGCUUGGCCGGGGUGGACGACAUCGAAGCAGACAUCCUGCACUACUCUGGCCACGGCAUGGAUCUCGAGAAGGCUCUGGGGGGCUGCAGCCCGGACCACACCACCAUCUUGCUAGCUCAUCAGCCCCUGGCUGCCAAGAGAGCUCUCCAGGCUCGGCCAGAUAUCAACUUGAUCCUUUCUGGGCACACUCACGCUGGGCAGAUCUUCCCCUUGAAUGUGGCAGCCUAUCUCCUGAACCCCUUCUUUGCUGGUCUGUACCAAGUGGCCCAGGCUACAUUUGUUUAUGUGAGCCCAGGCACGGCCUACUAUGGGAUACCCAUGCGACUGGGCAGCAGGGCGGAGAUUACAGAGCUCAUCCUGCAGCGGGUUCCCUGA
Molecule: messenger RNA, 1344 nt
Organism: Balaenoptera ricei (Rice's whale)
Lineage: Eukaryota; Metazoa; Chordata; Mammalia; Artiodactyla; Balaenopteridae
Gene: TMPPE
Product: transmembrane protein with metallophosphoesterase domain
Exons: 1
Coding region: 1-1344 (447 amino acids)
Molecular function (GO): hydrolase activity
Source: RefSeq, a predicted model, not a curated record